Molecule: messenger RNA, 2967 nt
Organism: Loa loa (African eye worm)
Lineage: Eukaryota; Metazoa; Nematoda; Chromadorea; Rhabditida; Onchocercidae
Product: HID-1 protein
Exons: 14
Coding region: 34-2211 (725 amino acids)
Cellular component (GO): membrane; Golgi trans cisterna; Golgi medial cisterna
Source: RefSeq, a predicted model, not a curated record
AGGAGUGGUGAAAAGAAGUUCUAACAUCGAGUAAUGGGUAAUUCUGGGAGCAAAAUUAACUUUCGCAAAGCAGUGAUCGAACUUACAUCGAAGAAAUCGAAAGUGGAAGAGGAUGCAUUCUGGGAAGAGUUAUGGGCUUCUAAUAUAAACAGUGCUGCGGAUGUUUUUGCAUUGAUAACAGCGGACGAUGUCCGUUCAUUGCGUGAUAAUUCUCCAAACAAUCUGGCAGCUUUAUGUUAUAAAACUGUGGGUCGAAUAACGACAGCGUGUAAUUCUCCUUCAUCCAUGUCGUCAACAAAAGUACUGAAUUGUGUACGACUUCUAACAAGAGUUUGUCCAUAUUUAUUCGAAGAUUCGGACUGGAAAAAUUUCUUUUGGUCGGUACCACCUGCAGAAGAAAACGAGCAGUUUCCCCAUCAGCCAUUGGCAUGCACACUGGUAUCUGCGCUUACCGAUCUACUCUUUUGUCCCGAAUUCACCGUUUCAUCUCUUAGAAGCCAACCGGAAGGGCCGGAUGAUCUAAGUGCGAUUGACAGCUGCGAAUAUAUAUGGGAGGCUGGAGUUGGUUUUGCGACAAGACCACCGCAAAUAGCAGAACAUGAUCAACGACGGACUGAAAUUCUCAAACUUUUACUCGCUUGUUUUUCAGAAGUCAUUUAUGUCCCAGAUAUUGAUGAAAAUAGAAUGAGAUGGAUAGCGAGAUUUACAUCUGCAGAAAAUCGUCAUGUUCUACCACUUUUUACUUCUUUGCUGAAUGUAGUUUGCGCAUAUGAUCCGAUCGGUUACGGCGUACCUUAUAAUUAUUUACUUUUCACGGAUAGCAGAGAACCACUUAUGCAGACUGCAUUACAAGUGCUUAUUGUGUGCUUGGAUAGUGAGACACAGUCAUCUGACAAGAAAAACGAGUACGCAGACAAUUUUUUCAUUAAUUAUUUGUCAAGAAUUCAUCGUGAGGAGGACUUUGAAUUUAUGUUAAAAGGCAUGACUCGUUUACUGACAAAUCCGUUAGUUGCCACCUAUCUUCCGAGUUCUACCAAGAAAAUAACAUGUCAUCAGGAACUUCUCGUUUUGCUCUGGAAAUGCUGCGAAUACAAUCAGAAAUUCAUGUUUUAUUUAUUGAAAACAAGUGAUGUUCUGGAAGUGCUUGUUCCGAUAUUAUUUCACAUUAGUGCUUCUCGCAAUGAUCCAGCUCAUGUUGGUUUGAUACAUAUGGGUGUUUUCAUUAUUCUAUUGUUAAGUGGUGAGCGAAACUUUGGUGUACGUUUAAAUAAACCCUACACUCCACGGACAGCUAUCGAUGUGCAGUCAUUCACUGGAACACAUGCAGAUUUGCUUAUCCUUGUGUUCCACAAGCUGAUAACCACUGGCAAUCACCGAUUGCAGACACUUUUCGACUGUCUUUUAACAAUUAUUGUGAAUGUGUCACCGUAUUUGAAGUCCAUUUCGAUGGUUGCUGCUAAUAAGCUUAUUCAUCUUAUUGAGGCUUUUUCAACUCCCUGGUUUUUGUUUUCAUCACCGACAAAUCAUCUUCUUAUUUUUUUCCUUCUUGAAGUUCUCAAUAAUAUUAUUCAAUAUCAAUUCGAUGGCAAUUCAAAUUUGGUGUAUACUAUCAUUCGAAAGCGCCAAGUAUUUUAUCAGCUGGCAAAUCUUUCAUCUGAUUCGACAUAUAUCAUGAAAAUGCUGCAGGGGCGCAAAGGUCGUAAAAGUGGUGUGAUUACUGAAUCCAAGUCAUCAAUUACUACAGGAAAACCUGUUGGUGUCGUGGAGAACAAGGCAAACAUAAAGGCUACUUUGGCUGAAACGCCGCAAGUAUCAACAAUGACAGAAAAAGGCAUGAACGAUUUGGGACAUGAAAGUGACGAUGUACAGGAAGGAUGGGUGGCAACAACGGAUUGGGUAGAAUCGUGGAAAAGUAAACUACCCCUUCAAACGGUGAUGAGACUUCUGCAAGUUCUUGUACCACAAGUUGAGAAGAUUUGCAUUGAUAAAGGUUUAACAGAUGAAAGCGAAAUCCUGAAAUUCCUGCAGCAUGGGACCUUGGUAGGAUUGCUACCCGUUCCUCAUCCUAUACUUAUUAGGAAAUAUCAGGCUAACGCUGGUACCAAUCACUGGUUUCGGACGUAUUUGUGGGGAGUCAUCUAUUUGAGAAAUAUCGAUCCACCAAUUUGGUAUGAUACCAAUGUUAGAUUGUUCGAAAUCCAGAAAGCCUAAAAUUCCCAUCCUUUCUUUUGAGGUCUUUGUUACGAAUGGUUGUAUUGAAAUUUUCCUGUUAUUGUUUUCGUUGACGAAUGGGAAAAAAUUGUCUGAAAAAAGAGUGUACCUUCUCAACCAGUGUUUUACUUCACUAAUUCAACUUUUCACAUCAAAAAACUAGAUGGUUAACUGAUAUCAUUUCACGCUAUAGCGGUGCUGAGUUGUCUGACUUGCAAUUAUUUCUUGGUUUUGUGCGAUCAGGAUUAUAAGCUGUAUAGCUUGAUGUAAAAUGAGGUGAUGUAAAAUGCGGUGUAAGUUCUUAAGGUUGUGCUAUGAUUGUUUUUUCUUUCUCGGUGUAUGUAUUAUCCAUAAUACAGACGAAUUCUUUGUAAUUUCUUUCUACUUCAGCAGCCUUUUUGUGGGAACAUCCAAUAAUUUAUUCCUCAUAUCUCAGAUAUGAUGCGUAUUGUAUUUCCUUCCAGUGAAUUGAGCAUUUCUCCGCUUAUUAUUAGGCUUGACAGGAUUGCGUUUCACGUCCAAAUGUUUUUCCCAUCAUCUAGGAUACUUAGUUUGAUGUUUGUGUAGUUUGGUUUACAAGCUUUGUCAUCUAACAAAACAAUAUUAGGUCGUAUUUGAUUGGUACCAUUCUUUGAAAUCACUGGAACCUAGUUUACUGUCCACUAUCUUUCUUUGCUUUCUUGUUUCCUUUCCGAAAACUAAACCUGUAGUCUGGUCUUAAACUUAUUGCAUAUUUGUAUUUGAAAUAAAAUUAGG